This is a messenger RNA of Copidosoma floridanum, 1386 nucleotides long. RefSeq names its product N-acetylglucosamine-6-sulfatase-like. Gene Ontology annotation, biological process: glycosaminoglycan metabolic process. Lineage: Eukaryota; Metazoa; Arthropoda; Insecta; Hymenoptera; Encyrtidae. Gene Ontology annotation, molecular function: N-acetylglucosamine-6-sulfatase activity; glycosaminoglycan binding. The record is from RefSeq and is a predicted model, not a curated record.
UACGGACAUAAAAAUGCCGGCGGUGUGUCUCGUAUUCCACCGGGAUGGGACAAGUGGUACGGCCUGGUUGGCAACUCCAAAUAUUAUGACUACUCGUUAUCAGUCGACGGAGUGGAGAAAAAGUACAGAACCAGCUCGAAUGAUUAUCUGACCGACGUCAUCAAAAACUUUGCCCUCGACUACAUAAGCAGUCAAAAGAAGGAUCAGCCGUUCCUGAUGGUGUUGGCACCCCCAGCUCCGCAUGAGCCUUUUGUUCCUGCAGCGAGGCACAACGGCUGGUACGAGGGCAAGGGUAUAGUGGCUAAGAGGACCAAGAACUUUGACACGUGGACAAAUCAGGACAAACAUUGGCUGGUACGAAUGGGACCGUCGCCUUUGCCAUCCGGUGUGAUCGAUGGCUUGGACGAGAUUUACAGGAAGCGGUGGGAAACGCUUCUGUCGCUCGACGAAAUGGUUGCCGAGGUGUACAACAAACUGAAAACCAAGAAAUUGUUGAAGGACACUUACAUCAUCUUCACGUCGGACAAUGGCUUUCACAUGGGUCAGUUCAGUCAGCCGUACGACAAGAGGCAGCCGUACGAGACGGACAUCCGAGUACCGCUGCUCAUGCGAGGGCCCAACAUAACGCAGGCCACGGAGUUCAAGGGCGCGGUGAGCAGUGUCGAUAUUUUCGCUACGGUGCUGGAAAUCGCAGGGGUGGAUGGGCCGUCGGACGGUGUCUCGCUGCUCCGGCAGAUGAAGAACGAUGUCAAGGACAGAAGUGUACUGGUCGAGUACAAGGGUGAGAAAAGCGUCGGUGCGCCAAACAGUGGCUGUCCGUCGGAUGCGGAUUUUAAUUUGAGUCACUGCAGUAGGGACUUUGCGUGCAAGUGCCAAGACGCGGCCAACAACACGUUCACCUGCGUGCGACGAGUGUCGAAACAGAAUAACAACGUUUUUUGCAUCUUCAACGAGGAUGGCGAGGAGUUUAUCGAGGCCUACGAUUUGGGGCUCGACGAGUUUCAAAUGACCAAUAUCGGGUCGACGAUGAACGGCAACAGGAGACAUCGAUUCAGAAAACGCGUCAAGAAAAUGGCCAUCUGCAAAGAUCGAACUUGCAUCGCUACCAACCCUCCCUUACCCGGUGGUCAUUGAAUAAAACAGUUUAUUGAUAGGGACAUUUUGGUACAUCUCAACCAUUUGGACGAAAGAAAAUGGCAACUGUACAGGGAAAAGUGUAGCUGAAUAGUUUUAAAACGACAAAAAUGUACCAAGCGAUUCAAAUGAGUUUUUAAAUGAUAAGAAACUUUGCGUGCGCAAUUUUACUUUCUACUGCAGUAAAAAAUACAUUAAUCGAGUGACCUGCUGAAAAAAAAAAAAAUGUCUUUGUUCUCAACUCGUCGUACC